CAAGUCGUACUCCCCCCAGCACACACCCAUCGGACUAGGCUACUCCAUAUCCAUUCCAUCAUCUUUUCUCUCUCUGGGUGACUGUGCAGUGAUGGUUCUAUGUUGCUGUUAGGAAUGGAAGGAUACAAGGCGAUAUUGGCACUCACAGAGGCCGCGCCUCCGACGAGAGGACUCGCCCAUCCUUUGCAUGAGAUCUCUGUUCGCGGGAUCGUUGAGGUUACGAGCGACAGCAGCCCCGUUCUGGCGUUGUUGUUCCGUUUGCAUAGGCCCAGCUGUACCAGAGGUGGACGCGCCGGUGGUACGACUCGCACUAGUAUUGGCUUGUUGAGCAGCGUCACUGGUGUCACCAGUGUUACUCGCAGUGGAGUUGUUAUUGCCGCUGGACAUUCUCGGAUCGUUGGGUUGCGAGGGCCAGCACACACUGAAGCAAUGAAUUGGAUGGUUAAAAGGACUGAUAGAUGCUUCGGGAGGGCGUUUACCUUGCAUGGCAUUUUCUCCUGUAUUUAUUUAGUAUGCCGCUUCUUAUCUUCCGUAACAACGCCUCACUCCCACUUGCAUCAGGCGCAGUACAAACGCAUGGUACGAACGCUUAUUGGCCUGUCCCGCUGGUCUUCCGAGGGCUGUAUAAUAACCGGUGAGUAUUCGCAAGGCAACAUGCUGCUCAGCAACAACGCGGACUGAUCCGGGCUCAGCACGUCGAAAGAAAGAAGCAGUAUAC
Westerdykella ornata is the source of this 718-nucleotide messenger RNA. RefSeq lists its product as uncharacterized. The transcript has a single exon. Lineage: Eukaryota; Fungi; Ascomycota; Dothideomycetes; Pleosporales; Sporormiaceae. The coding region runs from base 100 to 681 and encodes 193 amino acids. The record is from RefSeq and is a predicted model, not a curated record.